AUGAAUAAUACCACGACGAGUACUACCACUUCUUUGUCUUCUUUGUCUUCGCGCUUUAGGAGGAGUGCAAAAAAGAACAACAACAAUAAGAACAAUAAGAAAGAAGCGACGGGGAUUUUCCACCAACGAGAAGAAACGAGACAACAACAACGAAGGAGGAGGAGAAGAAGCGCGACAACAAACGCGGCAGCAUCGGGGACGAAAACAGAAGGAGAACAACUUCACCUCUCGGCGUUAGAACAGUCGGAAUUAAUCGACGAUACCGAAGAUUUCCCGAUCGAUGCGAACACUAAGUUCGAACCGACGAUUGGUAUCGAAACGCACGUGCAGUUGCAAACGAAAACGAAGGCGUUUUGCGGGUGUCAAUAUUCUUACGGCGCGAACGCGAACACGCAGAUUUGUCCAAUAUGCAUGGGACAUCCCGGGACGUACCCGAAACUGAGCGAAGAGGUUGUGGAGAAAGGCGUGCAGAUUGGUGUCGCGUUGAAUUGUAAAAUCCGCGAGGUGAGCAAGUUUGAUAGGAAGCAAUAUUUUUAUCCGGACUUGCCGAAAGGGUACCAGAUUUCUCAGUUCGACGAGCCGUUGUGCGAACACGGGAACAUUAAAGUUGUCAUUCCAGUGGAAGAAGGCGGGGGAGAAGCGACGAUUGGGAUUACGCGCGCGCAUUUAGAGGAAGACGCGGGGAAAUUGAACCACGUGGGCGGAUCCGGAAACGUCUCCACGGCGACGCACUCGUUGGCGGAUUAUAACCGAGCCGGUGUCGCUUUGUUAGAGAUUGUCACCGAACCGGACUUUAAAAACGGGAAGGAGGUUUCUGCCUACGGUCAAGAGUUGCGAAGAAUCGUUCGAUAUUUAAAAGCCUCAGAUGGGAACUUGAACGAAGGCUCCAUGCGAUGCGACGUCAACGUGAGCGUAAAACCAGUCGGGAGAAAACGAUUCGGCACGAAAGUCGAGGUGAAAAAUAUGAACUCGUUCAACGCGAUGGCUCGGGCGAUCGAUUACGAAAUCGAGAGACAGGAAAAGCUGUACAAGGAAGGACGAGGCGAUGAGAUUGUUCAAGAAACGAGAACGUGGGACGACCAAAAUCAGCGAACGGUGACUAUGCGCAAAAAAGAGGGCUUGGCGGAUUACCGCUACUUCCCCGAACCGGAUUUAAAUCCACUCGUGUGUUCGCAAGCGUACGUCGCGAACGUUCGAAAGGAAAUGCCAGAGUUACCGAACGAAAUUCGCGACAGGUAUAAAGCGUUAGGGUUACCGAACGGCGACGUACAAGUUCUCGUGGAGGAUGAAAACUUGGUUCGCUUUUACGACGAGAUUUUAUCCGCGAAUAGUUCUAGAAGUAGCGAAGAAAAAGAAGUCAACAUCUCGAAACAAGCCGCGAACUGGUUAACGAACGACUUAUUAGCCUUCGUAAAGAACGAAAAGUUAGCCACGCCGUACGAUUUAAAGUUAAAUCCAGAGGAAAUCGCGGAGUUUUGCUUCCUCAUUGAAAACGGCGAGAUUUCCGGCAAAAUCGGCAAAGACAUCUUGCCCGAGUUGUUACUCGACGGCGGUUCUCCUCGUAAACUCGUCGAAGAGAAAGGCUUGAUGCAAAUAAGCGACCCGAAAGAGAUUGAAAAGAUUGUUCAAAAAGUCUUGGAUAUGAAUCCAAACCAGCUCGAGCAGUACCGAUCGGGGAAGACAAAGUUGAAAGGUUUCUUCGUCGGCGCGUGUUUAAGAGAAAGCGGUGGGAGAGCUAAUCCGACGUUGACCGAUGAGAUUUUGAUGCGUAAAUUAGAGGAAUAA
Molecule: messenger RNA, 1785 nt
Organism: Bathycoccus prasinos
Lineage: Eukaryota; Viridiplantae; Chlorophyta; Mamiellophyceae; Mamiellales; Bathycoccaceae
Product: aspartyl/glutamyl-tRNA amidotransferase subunit B
Exons: 1
Coding region: 1-1785 (594 amino acids)
Biological process (GO): glutaminyl-tRNAGln biosynthesis via transamidation; mitochondrial translation
Molecular function (GO): glutaminyl-tRNA synthase (glutamine-hydrolyzing) activity
Source: RefSeq, a predicted model, not a curated record